CGCUUGACUAGCAUUGUCCCGGACAGUUUUAAUGUGAAGCUGCCAGAUUUAUCUCUCAGUUGCAGCACAGCGGACCACAGAUAAAGUGUGUGCGUUUCGUCGAGAAGAUACCAGGAUAACUCGCCAGUACGACACUCUUUGCUCUAAAGUGGAUUAGGAUUUUAUGUACAACAUGACAUUUGAGGAACUAAGUGGGGAUUACUCUCAAGAAAGAAUGGAUUCGGUGGCGAAAGCUUUGGAAGAAGUCCUCACCUCUGCAUUACCACAGGGCUGCAUUACAGUCGGAGUCUACGAGGCUGCCAAAUCACUCAAUGUGGACCCUGAUAAUGUGGUUUUGUGCAUCCUCGCCACUGAUGAUGAAGAUGUGAAAGAUGUGGCACUGCAGAUCCACUUUACCCUAAUUCAGGCUUUCUGCUGUGAGAAUGACAUCAACAUCCUGAGAGUCAACAACACCCGGCGCCUGGCAGAAAUACUGGAGGGAGGAGGAAAACAGAGUGGGGGCGAACCUAUGGACCUCCACUGUGUCCUGGUCACUAGCCCACACUCUACAUCAUGGAAGGACCCUGCUUUGAGCAAAGUGAACCGAUUCUGCAGAGAGAGCCGCUGUAUGGACCAGUGGGUACCCAUCAUCAACCUGCCCGAGCGAUGAACUUUUAGCUGCUAAAACCUGUGAAAGGACUCGUAUCUGCACAUUAAGAGUGGUGUGAACCCUGAUGGACACAUUACCACCCACAGAUCAAAUUCCAAAAGUACUGCUGAUGGGGAAAGAACAUUUUGGAGAGAAAAACAAAAAGACCCCGCUGUCUACAUGGGAUGUAUUUAAAAGAAGACAAAAAAAGAGCUGGGGGAAGGAUUCCCACUUUGGACAGGACUGUUUGGAGUUGCGUCUGUCAGCCUUGGCAACGGAGAGAUGAGAUGGCGAGGCACUUGUAUCGUCAUGUGGUGGGAAUUAAAAAAAAAAAA
This is a messenger RNA of Etheostoma spectabile (orangethroat darter), 963 nucleotides long. RefSeq names its product growth arrest and DNA-damage-inducible, alpha, a (gene gadd45aa). Bases 164 to 649 code for a protein of 161 amino acids. Gene Ontology annotation, biological process: regulation of cell cycle. The record is from RefSeq and is a predicted model, not a curated record. Gene Ontology annotation, cellular component: cytoplasm; nucleus. Lineage: Eukaryota; Metazoa; Chordata; Actinopteri; Perciformes; Percidae. The transcript is spliced from 4 exons.